Chrysochloris asiatica (Cape golden mole) is the source of this 3036-nucleotide messenger RNA. It is a transcript of the gene CARD14, whose product is annotated as caspase recruitment domain family, member 14. Gene Ontology annotation, biological process: regulation of apoptotic process. The record is from RefSeq and is a predicted model, not a curated record. NCBI's taxonomy places the organism in Eukaryota, Metazoa, Chordata, Mammalia, Afrosoricida, Chrysochloridae. The coding region runs from base 1 to 3036 and encodes 1011 amino acids. The transcript has 20 exons. Gene Ontology annotation, molecular function: protein binding.
AUGGCAGAGCUGUGCCGCACAGAGUCCACCCUGAUGUCUCUGGACGAGGAGCAGUUGUGGGAGAUGGUAGACAGUCAGCGGUGUAGGAUUGUGUGCAGCGUCAGUCCCAGCCGCCUCACGCCCUACCUGCGUCAGGCCCGCGUUCUGGGCCAGCUGGAUGAGGAGGAGGUACUUCAUGGCCCCCGGCUCACCAACACCGCCAUGCGAACUGGGCACUUGCUGGACUUGCUGAAGACUCGUGGGAAGAAUGGGGCCAUCGCAUUUCUGGAGAGUCUCAAAUUCCACAACCCUGAUGUCUACACCCUGGUCACUGGGCUGCGGCCGGAAGUGGACUUCGGCAACUUCAGUGGGCUCAUUGAGACGUCCAAGCUGACCGAGUGCCUGGCUGGGGCCAUUGGCAGCCUGCAGGAGGAGCUGAGUCAGGAGCAGCGGCAGAAGGUGGCGCUGCGGGAGCAAUGUCGGCAGCUGCAGGAACGCCUGGGCCUGGCCGAGGCCCGUGUGGACAGCCUGCGAGAGCUGGAGGCCGACCACGGCCGCAUGAAGCGCGAGGUCAGCACCCACUUUCACGAGGUGCUAAAGCUGAAGGAUGAACUGCUUAACCUCUCCCUGCACUACAGCAGUGCCUUGCAGGACAAGGAGCUGGCCACCACACGCUGCCGAGGCCUGCAGGAGGAGUUGUACCUGAUGAAGCAGGAGCUGCAGCGGGCGAAGGUGGCUUCCUCCUGUGAGCGGGAAUUUCAAGAGCGCUCCCUGCAGAUGGCCAACAGCCUGGAGUCGGAAGAUGAGGAAGUGAGCCGUCUGAAGGAGGAAAAUGAGAAGCUCAGAUCGCUGACCUUCAGUGUGGUGGAGAAGGACAUCCUAGAACAGAGCUUGGACGAGGCCCGGGAGAGCAAACAGGAGCUGGUGGAUCGGAUCCAUUCACUGAGGGCACGGGCCGUGGCCGCCGAGAGACAGCGCAAGCAGUACUGGGAAGAGAAGGAGAAGACUCUGAUGCAGUUCCAGAAAACCCAGGUGGACUGUGAGCUGUACAAGGAGAAGAUGAACGCCCUCCAGGGACAGAUGGCUGAGCUUCAGAAAGAGCGAGACCAGGCAUACGCAGCCAGAGAUGGAGCCCAGAUGGAGAUUUCUCAGAGGCUGGUGGAGAAGGACUCGCUCCGCAGAAAAGUGUUUGAGCUGACGGAGGAAAUCUGUGAGUUGCGCAAACAGCUACCCAAGCUUCAAACAGACUCACUAAAUGGGGUGAGUGCCAAGGAGGACACUGAGCCCCAGGAGCCCUGUGUGCCUGGUAAACAGCGGCUGGUCCGGAUGUAUGCCAUCUGCCCACAGGCAGACAUUAGCAGCGGGGACCUCCUUAGCUCCACUGAGACUCUGUUUUCCUCUCAGCCCUGGUCCCACUCGAACACCAUGUCCAGCUUCCGCUCCAGCAGCCCCGUGCCACCCAGUCAGCAGUCCCUCUACAAGCGGGUCACAGAGGACCUCCUGGAGGAACCCUGGUCAUUAAGCAGCCUUCCGGAAAUCCUGGAGACAGGGCGGAGUGCCUCCCCAGUGGGCAGGGCAGAUGACUUGGACCUGGACUAUGAGAUCGUGGACAAGGCUGGCCUUUUUGAUGCAGACAGUGGCUCGCAGCCCUUCUCUGGGGGCCUCUACGUUUCAGACAGCAGUAUGCCUGUGCGGCGGCGGCCAGCUCGCCGGAUCACUAGCCAGGUCACCGGGCUGACUUUCCAGGGACACGCAUUGUUGAAUCAGAUCAGCGUUAUUGGAGGAAACAGCACGGGCAUCUUCAUCCACCGAGUAACCCCCGGAUCGGCAGCUGAUGAGAUGGCGCUGCGCCCAGGCACCCAGAUUGUGAUGGUUGAUUACGAAGCCACGGAGCCCCAGUUCAAAGCUGUUCUGGAAGGCACAACCCUGGAGCAGGCCAUCAGACUCUUGGGGCGGGUGGACGGCUUCUGCUGCCUGUCUGUGAAGGUCAACAUGGAUGGGUACAAGAAGCUGGUCCAAGACCUGGAGGCCAAGGUGGCCACUUCGGGGGACUCAUUCUACAUCCGGGUCAACAUGGCCAUGGAGGGCAGGGAGGAGGGGGAUCUACAGGUGAACUGCAAUGAAGUUCUGCAUGUCACCAACACACUGUGCCAGGGCCAGGGCCGGGGCCGCUGGCACGCCCACCGCGUCAGCCCCUACACCAUGAAGGAUACUGACCACGGGGCCAUCCCUAACUACUCACGGGCCCAGCAUCUGCUUAUCGACACCAUCCAGGACAUGGCACAACAGAGCACGGCCGCCCGUAAGCAGCCUUCUGGGACCCCCCAGAAGCUUGUUCGCAUCAUCAGCAUGGACAAAACCAAGGCCAGCCCUCUGUGCUCAUCCUUGGAUGGGGGCCAAUCAGAGCCCAGCAAGUUGGAAGGUGAGGCUGAUGGGGGGUACUCGUCUGUGUGCUUCUGGGCUGAGAGCUGCUUCACCCUGGUGCCCUACACCCUGGUGCACCCCCACAGACCUACUCAGCCCCGGCCAGUGCUCUUCGUGCCCAGGGUGGUUGGGAAGAUUCUGAUGGAGAAGCUGUGCCUCUACCGAGGCUUUGAGAAAUGCCUGCCAGAGUAUCUGAGCCAGGAGGAAUACAAUGGCCGGAACCUGAUAGGAGACAUCAUCCAGGGCCCAGAAGGGUCCAGUGGUCGCUGCUGGGUGACCCGCCAAGCUGUGGAGUCUCUCAUGCAAAAGGACACCCACGGGCUCUUGGACUUGGGACUGACCACCAUCUGUGCCCUGCACAGACUUGAAAUCUUUCCCAUCAUCCUCCAUGUCUCCAUCAACGAGAAGACUGCCAAGAGGAUCAAGAAAUCCCUGCAGCGGCUCGGCACGUCGGAGGAGCAGCUGCUGGAGACAGCCAGGCUGGAAGAAGGGGACCUGGACAAGGCACCCUGUCUGUACAACAGCCUGGCCCCUGAUGGAUGGAGCGACCUCGAGUCCCUGCUUAGCUGUGCCCGAGCAGCCAUCGCCGACGAACAGAAGAAGAUUGUGUGGACAGAACAGAGCUCCUGCUGA